UCAUCUUUGCAAUAUCAAAAUCUAAAACUAUUUUGGAUUAUAAGGAAAUAAAAAUUCCAGUAUAAUUGUCCGAACGAACAUUGUAUUUUGGUCGUUCGUUGAUUUGAUGCAACUAUGCCCUCUAUAUAAUAAUUCCGUUUGCCGUUGAAACAUACUCGAUUGUGCAUACUACCAGAAUUCAAAAUGGCAAGCACCGGUUGGCAAGUUGCAGGUUCAGGAAAAUCCCAAAAACCCAGGCCAGGAGGCCAGGGGAUGAGUAAAACUCAACGUAAAAACUUUGUGGAUAACAUGCCUCGAGUAGAAGCUAUCAGUCCUUUGGAAGAGAAGCCCACCAUGUUUGAACAAGCUUUCAAAGAGAAGACUGUAACUCAGAAUGGCAAGGAAAACACUCGACCUUCUACUGACAAUGUGGCCAAGAAGACGCAGGGGAAGAAAAAACCUCAACCUGAGAAAAAGAAAGAACCCAGAGUUACCUUUGAAGAGGCUUUAGCGAAGAUUGAUGCUGGAGAAUUGGAGUCUAUCUUGGCGAAGGACCAGCAGACAUUUCCUGACAACUCCUCUGUCUGGUUGAAGGAUAUGGCAAGCUACCUUAACAUGAAGCUGGAUGAUAUUGCUGACCCUUCCCCUGUAUUUGAGGGACAAGCCCCUGACUUCCCUGCCUGCAAGCUGCCCAAGGGUGUUCAGAAGUUGUUGAGAGGCGUGCUAUCUAAGUGUUCCCAGGCAACUUUGGAACUGUUCCUAGAGCACUGUGUACAAUCAAUGAUCACUGACAUGGGAAAAGGUAUUGCCACUGGUGGAUAUCGUAUCUUCAUUCAACUCAUGGCCACAGAGAAACCAGACCUAUUUGUUGAAACUGUUUCUAAGUACCAGGACAUGAUGAAGUCUAACCAGAACAGACCACUGAGGUGUCUGUCAAUCAUGUGGGCCCUGGGGCAGUGUGGGAUCAAAAGUCUCAAAUGUGGCAUCAAAGUAUGGUUGAACCUGAUGGUGCCAGUGUUAGGUACAAGAUCUCUCUCCAGCUAUACUGUUGACUAUCUUGACAAUCUUUUCAGGCAACAUGGAGAUCUGAAGCCUGCAUUUGAUGUCAUGUCUUUUCGAGACUUUUUCCCUAUUAUGGAUGCUAUAUUCAUUCCUAGCUCCAACCUUUCUACUCAACUCCAAAAGAAACUUCUGGCUCUCUACCCAAAGAUAAAGGAAAUUGCUUUUGGGCAACAUCCUGAUGCUACUCUGAGGCACUACUUUCCUUCUUUCCUGGCUAGGGCCACACUGCAGGGGAACAACAACCUAAGAGCAGAGUUGGUGGAGUGCUUGGUGCACUGCCUUGCAACAGACAAGCAAUGCUUCAGUGUGUGGCGCCAGAUGUACACCAAACACAUGCAACAGUCGAGUGUUCUGUUAGAGCACUUCCUAACACAGUGGGACAAAGUGAGCAGUAAGGUUGACAAGACACAGCUGAAGGAGACGAUUAAUGCAUUCAGCAUCACCAAUGAGGAGUUGGCCACGCAGGGAAAGACAACAGCUGAUGGCUACAAGAACUGUGUGCAGAAUUGUAAGUUGUUGCUGUUGAAGAUGAGCAAGGGCAGAUUCCCAUGGGGCUUGAUGUUCUUCCUGUUCUUUGCUGCAAUAGCUGGAUUGGUGGCCUAUGACAUUGUCACAUCCAAGACUGGAUUCAAAGGGUCACGUACAAGCCAGAUGUUAAAAGAUGCGGGAGUGUUGGUGUUCUUGGAACAUCUCUACAACCGUAUAACAGUGUAUACAGGCAAGGCAACUGGGUGGCUUCAAGAUAAUGUACCCUAUUACUACGGUCAAGUAUGUUCAGUUGUUGGACCAUAUCUUACUCUGGCCUGGGAAUCACUCGUAGCAGGGGCUUUGUAUAUAGUUGCACUAUUUAAGGCAACCAACCAGUGGGUAGUAGAAAAGUGGCCAGUAUUUCUAGAGUGGCUUGAGGCAAAGUUCCCUGGUUUACAAGACAGUAUAACGGAGUACUUCUGGUUAACAUGGGGCUUCAUAGUAACGUGGAGCCUAUGGCUUUGGCAGCAUUUGCAGUAUUAUGGUGCCAUUAUGUGGCAACAUAUAGCCCAUUAUGGGGCCAUAGUGUGGCACUAUAUGGGUGUCUAUGGUGCCAUAGCCUGGAAUACUAUAUUGCUGUGGAGCAUGUGGGCGUGGCAACAUGUCGUAUAUGCUUGGGCAGUUAUAUCAAACUGGCUCUUGGAAAACAUAUUCAAAGGAAACUUAUCUCCAGAAAAUCUUCAACGUAUUCUCAGUUCUUGCCUGGUCUCUCUACAAGGCUAUAUAUCCAGUUUCACUCAGUGGUGCUAUAAGAUCAUACAAGGAGAGCCAUCUAUCCAGGCCAGCUAGUCGCAUCAUUACGCUACCACUCUACAUGAUAUAGUCAAGAACUGCCGUGACCACCCUUUUAGAAGUUUGCCCAAUUAUAUGUGUCAUUCUAGCCAUGCUUUCAUUAUCAAAACCUGAAGAAUUUAACAGUCAGCAAUUGCAUGAAUUCCAACUUUGUUUGGAAAUGUUAGAAAUAAAGAAUGUUAUAGAACAAUGCAGAGAAGGCAUGGCUUGAGUGAACUUUUUUGGCUAAUAUUGUAUGAACCUUUGAAUUGAUAUUCACCAGUUUUGAUGUUCUAAUGGCUGUUAUGUGGAUUAGUAAUAUAAAUAUUUGCCUGAUAUUAAAGGCGGAAUGUGGUAAUGAAGUAUUAUGGCACCAUUAUUCUGUUCACGCUGGACUAAAUUGAAACCACUUAUCGUCCAUAUAGGUGCCAUUUAAUUUAAUUGGUUUGCAACAUCUGAAUCUAUAUAAUUAUGUGAUUUCAAGGUGUAUCUACGCUUGCCCUAACUAUUGAUUGUUCAUUUAUUUUUCCCAUGACAAGAUUACCAUUGUGAUUGUUGUAUUGUGACAUCAUAUACUAUUACUAUGGUGAAACUUUCAUUUUUGUCCUACUUAAUGACAUUUUAAAAAGUGUGAGACUUGCUUAUAUUGAUUGAUUUUUCAAUUAAGUAUAUUUAUGGUAUCACUAUGUUUUAUGAUAUCAAAAUGAAGCAACUUUUAAUUUAAAUGUACUUGAUUAUAGUAUAUAAGUAAUAAAAAACAAGGAAACAGCGAAAAUAAUUACAUGGAGAUAAAGUGUUCAACAAGUGAUUGGUAGUUGUGAUAUAUUCUGGUCAUACACAAUUACAAGUGUUCUAGUUAUUUAUUUCAAAUAAGU
Messenger RNA from Owenia fusiformis, 3215 nucleotides. The record is from the annotation of a GenBank genome assembly. NCBI's taxonomy places the organism in Eukaryota, Metazoa, Annelida, Polychaeta, Sabellida, Oweniidae.